Molecule: messenger RNA, 1440 nt
Organism: Chenopodium quinoa (quinoa)
Lineage: Eukaryota; Viridiplantae; Streptophyta; Magnoliopsida; Caryophyllales; Amaranthaceae
Product: probable inactive shikimate kinase like 2, chloroplastic
Exons: 8
Coding region: 140-1267 (375 amino acids)
Source: RefSeq, a predicted model, not a curated record
AGCCCAAUUUACAAAAUCAGCUAACUCUAUUGAAGCUUCGUCGUAUCAUCUUGUAUCUUUUUGGUGAAGAAAGUGGCUCAUCUCAUUCCUUAUCUUGACUUCCUGCAAUCGCAAGGAGAGAGAAAGCUAAAAGGCAGGCAUGGCAGGUGUUGCAGGAGGAGUAGGUAUCACAUGGCCAUCAAAGCUUUCCGCCAUUAAACCAUCUUCUUCCAAAUCUAAGCACCCUCUUUCACCACAUUUUAAUGGCCGAUUUUCAACAAGACUCACCCCUCUUUCCUGCCAAAGUAUUUCCAUGGAACCCAACAAUACCACCCACUACGAGUUUUCUGAUGGAUCUUCCGAUUUGGAGCUAAGAGUGUUGCUAAAAGAUACAGGGGUGCAAAGUUCUAAAGAAAUACAAGUGGACGUUGAUGAAAGUUCCUUAGCUGUAAGAAUUAAGCAACCUGGAUCCAUCACAACACUGAUGGAAACUAAACAGCUCUAUGACAGGAUUAAACCUGGGGAAACUAUAUGGUAUCUUGAUGAGGACCAAUUGGUUAUCAACUUGAGGAAACAAGACCAGGAGCUCAAGUGGCCUGAUAUCAUGGAAUCCUGGGAAUCCCUUAGUACUGGUGUCUUUCAACUUCUCAAAGGGACAUCAAUCUAUAUAGUUGGUGAUUCCACAGAGAUCAAUCAGAAGGUUGCUGAAGAGCUUGCAGUUGGUCUUCGGUAUACACCACUUGAUACGAAAGGCUUGCUGGAAACAUUUGGAAAGCAAAGCAUAGAGUCCUUGAAUCAAUAUCUGCUUUCAAAUCCAGGGGUGAAUACAGACGGAUCUGAUGCUGUGGCAGAAGCAGAGGCAGCAGUUUUAGAGAGUCUAAGUAGCCAUGUUCGAGCCGUUGUUGCAACAUUAGGUGGCAAGCAUGGAGCUGCUGGAAGAGCAGACAAAUGGCGGCAUCUUUAUGCAGGACUUACAGUCUGGUUGUCACAAUCUGCAGCAACAGAUGAAUAUUCAGCCAAAGAAGAGGCAAAAAAGCAAGUCUAUGAAGGCUCUGAAUCUUAUUCAAAAGCAGAUGUAGUUGUCAAGUUUGACAGUUGGGAUGCUUGUUAUGCCAAAGCUGUGGCCCAGGCUUCCUUGAGUGCUUUAAAACAGCUAAUUUUAUCUGAUAAAAAGCUCCCAGGUAAAAAGAGUCUAUAUAUAAGACUAGGAUGUCGUGGAGAUUGGCCAAACAUCAAGCCUCCAGGUUGGGAUCCUUCCUCGCCAACUAGUAUGUCUACUAAUGCAUAGUAGAUUGAGUAGAUGAAUUGCUCCUCCGGAAAUAGAUCUUAAAUUUGAAAAUGUUGUCUCCUUCAUGGGGUGCUUGUUAGGGCUUGUAACAAUCAUUGUAUCCUCAUAGUUUUAUGUUCAGCAUAUGUACUUUGGAACAUUUAUGAUAUAAUAAAGUGCUUUAAGUUUCCUCA